Molecule: messenger RNA, 1740 nt
Organism: Danaus plexippus (monarch butterfly)
Lineage: Eukaryota; Metazoa; Arthropoda; Insecta; Lepidoptera; Nymphalidae
Gene: S
Product: protein Star
Exons: 4
Coding region: 252-1181 (309 amino acids)
Source: RefSeq, a predicted model, not a curated record
UCGCAUUCAGCGUUGUACACUUAUGACUCACCGCAUGUUAGGUUGCAUCGAGAAACGCGAUCAAGAUGUUUCUUAUUUAUUGUUUGUAAUAUAGUGUUAUUGUUGAUAUACAAUAAAUAUUAUACAAUUAUUUUACAUUUUUUUUACUCCGUGGUGAACAAUUAAUCACAUCAGUGCCUUAUUUUGAAUGCAGUAAUAUUAAGUGUUCGAAUUUUACAUGAUAGUGAAAAUAAUUACACUUUUACGUAAUUAUGGCCGAAAAGAAAACACAAGAAAAUCCACUCCCCGAGGGUUCCGCUGAAUGUCCAGAGCAGCUUAAAGAUGCAGCCCCCCGGCCUGUGAAGGUUGUGGCUCCCAACCCUGUUUCAUCUCCUCGGUUUAUACCCUCAUUUACAAAAACACCACCAAAUGAGUUGUACAGGAAACUGUUGCCGGCCGUGUUGUUUGUACUAACAUUUGUCACCGUUAUGACCGUCCUGUUGAUUUACAUGGAUACCGUCGCUCUGGGAGCCCAGCAGUUCCGUCUGAACAUGUCUCGUGACUAUGAGCUGGCUCGCAUCUCAGCCGAGUCCCCUACAUUCGUGGAGUAUGUCCGUCAACGACAGGAACACCUGGCGUCUCGACCUCGCCGCCCUUCAUCACCUCCUCCCACCACCACGCCACGGGUCGAGGUGCUCGACGGGAUACUCGGCAAGAUUGACAACGGCACGCUGGUAGAGUUCCUCUCUUCGGGCGGGCGGGACCCCACGGCGCUGGCGCUGGAGGCCCGCGGCUGGCGCGGUCUGGCGGUGAGGGCGGCGCCGCGCGACUUCCUGUCCCUGAGGGCAGAGCGCGCGCUGCACGCCUGCCUGUCCCCGGGCCCUCACCCCCGCGAGGUGAGCUACGCCGAGCUGGAUACGGACGGGUCGGUGUUCCGAUCGCGCGUGCUGUGUCUGCCGCUGUUGACGGUGCUGCUGGCGGCCGAGGCGACGCGCGCCGACUACACGGCGCUCGACGGGCCCGCCGCCCCCGGAGCUCUAGAGGCUUUGCCCUUCGAGCGACUCCGCCUGCGGGUACUGGACGUGCGCUCGUCGGAUCGGGACGUGCUGCGACGUUCCGCGGAAGUGCUGCGAGCCAACAAUUACAGCCUCGCCGCCAGCUUCGACGACGGACUGCUGUUCCGCCUCGACGGAGACGUGUGAGAUGAGAUGAGAUGAGAACGGAAGUCGUCCAUUUUAAGUAGAGUCAGCGUGGCCGCGAGCACGCGCGCAGUAUUAACACGACAGUAACUAAUGAAUAAUCAGCGGAACGUUUUAACUUAUUGCCUCGAUUCACCGCACUACACAGGAAUGAACGUGAAGCAAUGCUCAGUGCGGAGCGAGCGCCUCCUGCAACGAGUUUCCAUGGUAUUUUUAAUGUUUUAAUUGAGUAUUACAUUGUGCGUCUGUUUUUUAAUAAUAAUAAUGAUAACAAUUGAUAAUUUUUAAUUAUUUUAAGUAUUAAUUUAAUUGCUAGGUUUCGGUUGCACUCAUUCCAUUUUUUAUUUGAUAUAUGAUUUGUUUUAUUUGAUUGUUGUAAGACUGAUUCUCUCGACUAGUUUAAUGGCAACUGUAAGGUCUAAGUGUAUUUUAAUUUUAUUGAUCCCUUUCCUUCCCUGCCCGGGUGAGGUCGGUCUCCAUUAAGCUUAAAUCUAAGGAACACUAGAUUUAGUUUUGUAUUCGCUCAAUUUUUCACAAAUUAAAGGCUUUAAUUCAAUGAUAA